AACAGGACUGCUACUCUCUUCCCUAUAUAAAUAUAACACAGAUUGAUAGAUUUGUUUCCGAUCAUCCGCAGAAGCAGAAUCACAGAUCCCUCUCGAAAGAGUUUGGACAAGAAUUCUUCACGUCAAAGUUUCUUCAAGAUUUUGUUUUUGUUUUUACAGUAGCAGCUCAUUACAAGUUCAUUGGUGUUGGGAUUUUGAAGAUUAAGGAUGUUGGGAGAUCUCGUCACCAGAUAUCUUGUGUUGCUUUUUGGGUAUGCAUUCCCAGCAUUUGAAUGUUUCAGAUCUGUGGAGAAGAACAAGGUGGACGUUGAAGAAAUUAAAUUCUGGUGUCAAUAUUGGAUCAUUAUCGCACUUGUAACGGUUUGUGAGAGGAUAGGGGACGUAUUUCUUUCAUGGUUGCCGAUGUAUGGUGAGGUGAAACUGGCAUUUUUUAUCUACUUGUGGUAUCCAAAAACAAAGGGAACUGGCUUUAUCUACGAGACCAUGUUGAGGCCUUUUGUAACAAGGCAUGAAACGGAUAUCGAAAGGAAGUUACAGGAGAUGAAGGCUAAAGGUUGGGAUUUUGCCAUCUAUUACUGGCACAACUGCACCGAAUUGGGGCAGACUAAAUUCUUUGACGCUCUGCAAUACUUUAUGAGCCAGUCAGGGAAGUCUACAAACAGCAAAACAAAGAAGAGCAAUGGCUAUGAACCUAGUGCUCCCCCACUACCCGUACCAUCGCCAAAUGAGUGGCCUUCAAUGGCCAUGCAUAAAAGCAAGAAUAGAAAGCGGUCAUAAAGACCACCGCCUCCGCCCGGCAGCAGCACAAUCAACCGAGCAGUUGCAGGGUCCCCGAAAUCCAAUCGACUGCAAGUCCACCUCGAUCAGGAAACAUAAUAUGUUACCACAAUGGACACAGACAACUCAACUAGCCUUGAUUCUAAUUUCAAUCAAAAGCGUACGUGGCUACGAAGAACAAAACCAAUCCAACACUGAAAAGAAGAUUUGUAACAAAAGAAAAACUGUACAAAAAAUCCAAACAUCAGAAAAACAUGGAAAAAAAUUCUUCUUGUACAUGAUAUCUUUCUCUCUUUGUUUUCUAAAUCAUUUAUGGGUUUGCAACUUUGACUCGAGCUGAAUCAGAUACACACACUGUAAUUGACACUGAGUCACUGUUAUUUGUUGAAGUGGACUCGAAUGGCACGGAGGAUCCGAUCAAAAGCAUUAGUUAUGCUCGGAAUGACACAAACGCUGAUGAACCCAAAACAAGCAGUGAUUGGAUUCUUGGCGGAUAAGCGAAGCCAGAGACGGCGGAGGAAGUGGGUGCCAGAGGAAUCAGGAGAGGAGGACAUGGGCUGGAGGUAAGCCCAGGCAGCUUGCUUAACAAGGCGGUUGCGGAUGGGAAUUUCAUAGGUGGAAGUGGUGUUGGAAGUAGCCGAUGUUGGGGAGUUAACGGUGGCAGAAGGGAGAAGGUCUUUGAUAGAAGUGUAGGAUAAAGAGGAUUUUAGGCGGGGUAGGGAGAUGUCAAGGUGAGAAGGAAGGGUGCCGUCUAAGUGUGAUGGAGGGAGACUGGAGGUGUGGAGGGAGAGCUUUGUGGGGAUAACAAAUGAGGUGGCUAUUGAGUUUAUCCGGCGGAGGGUGAGUGUUUGUGGUGGUGGUCCUUGGUUGCUCAUGGUGUGGAUGAGGGAGGGAGGGAGAGAAGGGAAUUUGGGAGUUUAUUAUGGGAAUACGGCGACUGAGGCUGGUUGAAGCGAAGACUAUGCUGCUGCUGUCUGCCGUUCAUUGACUGCAAUUAUUGGCCUAUGUUGUCGUUAUCCUUUUCCACGUCAUAUCGUUUAAUGUUUGGCCCUUCGUUGUUUAGUCCCUUAAGUUUUCUUAUAUUGUUUCCAAAUUAAUUUAUGGUGGAUGGAAUAAUCAGGAUUUCUUGUUUCCUUUCA
Molecule: messenger RNA, 1916 nt
Organism: Populus euphratica (Euphrates poplar)
Lineage: Eukaryota; Viridiplantae; Streptophyta; Magnoliopsida; Malpighiales; Salicaceae
Product: putative HVA22-like protein g
Exons: 8
Coding region: 208-777 (189 amino acids)
Source: RefSeq, a predicted model, not a curated record